AUGGGUUUAAAUGAGGAACAACUUCAGCCAUUUAAAGGAACCCCUUCCGGUUUCACUGGCGAAAAGGUGCACGUACGGGGAUAUAUUACCCUAAAAACCAUUUUCGGGUCAGGAGACCAACAAAAGUCAAUAAAAAUAAGAUAUUUGGUAAUAAAUUCUCCUAGCUCGUAUAAUGUGAUCAUUGGUCGCCCUUCCAUCAACCUUUUAGAUGCCUUUGUAUCCACCAAACAUCUAUUGAUGAAGUACCCACUUGAUGAUGGGCGAGGAGGCACGUUGCAUGGUGAUCAAAAAGUAGCACGUGAAUGCUAUCACGCCAGCCUCAAGUUGAAAGUCAAGAGGAGUGAGGAACUCGAAGUUAAGGUUGUUGAUCUUGAUCCCCGUGAAGAAUAUCAGCAAGAACGAAUAGAACCUAUCGAAGCCGUGAAAGAUAUCAUCAUUAGGCCGCUUCCGCACCAAGUCACUAAGAUAGGUACCUCCCUUGAAAAAUUUGAAGAGGAAAGUCUAGUACAACUCCUGCGGGAAAAUGUUGAUUUAUUCGCUUGGGGGCCAUCAGAUAUGCCCGGUAUUGAUAUUGAGGUAGCUUGUCAUCAUUUGGCAGUCAGGCCUUCUGUUAAGCCAGUGGUUCAGAAAAAGCGUAAGAUGGGGGAAGAAAAAAGGAAGGCAGUGGAUGAAGAGGUUAAAAAAUUACAAGAGGCACACUUCAUUAGCGAAAUUAAAUAUCCAACGUGGUUAGUAAACACCGCUCUCGUCAAAAAAGCUUAA
This is a messenger RNA of Medicago truncatula (barrel medic), 762 nucleotides long. RefSeq lists its product as uncharacterized. The transcript has a single exon. Lineage: Eukaryota; Viridiplantae; Streptophyta; Magnoliopsida; Fabales; Fabaceae. The record is from RefSeq and is a predicted model, not a curated record. Bases 1 to 762 code for a protein of 253 amino acids.